This is a messenger RNA of Hermetia illucens (black soldier fly), 17358 nucleotides long. RefSeq names its product mushroom body large-type Kenyon cell-specific protein 1 (gene Eip93F). Gene Ontology annotation, cellular component: nucleus. Gene Ontology annotation, biological process: regulation of transcription by RNA polymerase II. NCBI's taxonomy places the organism in Eukaryota, Metazoa, Arthropoda, Insecta, Diptera, Stratiomyidae. Gene Ontology annotation, molecular function: DNA binding. The transcript is spliced from 10 exons. The coding region runs from base 844 to 4530 and encodes 1228 amino acids. The record is from RefSeq and is a predicted model, not a curated record.
UGAAAAAUGUGGGAAAAUAUAGAGUUUACCAAUCGGAAAACAUGAUGGCGAAUACUAAUUGUUUCGCUAUGGAACGCUCGGUUUCGAAUAAAUUUCGGAUAUUUGAGAUGCAGUGACAGAUUGAAGGGAUAAUGCAACUACACAUGUGUACACAAGCACCUAGGUAUCAUUGCAUUCGGGAAGAUAUGCAGCACAUGUACACCUCUUCAACAAUCUGCUAUGAACUCUCAAUAACUCAACAAGAUUAAAACAGGAAACUGCAACGUCUACAUUCCUACUAUGCAUUCGCAGAUUGCAACGCAAGUGAUACGAAUUCGUCAAAAUUUCCCGAGAUAAAUUGCAUUUUCAGUUACUCAACAUUUCACUUCCAAGCCGUAGAAAGGAAAAAUUUACAAACACAGUUUAAUUGAACAAAUCCGAUUUAUCGUCAAAUGUUGUUAAUUCCACGGUUAAUAUCGUCAGCAUUGCAAAUGUUCGUUUCGUUUAUUAUUACGUCACACUUCGGUGAUUGGGUUGUGACUUCUAUGUUCCAGUUUUUGUGCAAUAAUCAAAUUCAAUUGUCGUUAUUUUCCAUAAACUCCAAUUCAAACUCAUUGAAAGGUGGAUCGGGACAACUUGAUCCUCGGGUCAUAAGUGCUUUCUCCACCACAGGCCUCCUUACCAAUUGUUACUUUUGUGGGAAAACAUUAGACCGGGGUGAAUUUUUGAAUAUUUUCGAUAAUAACAUAGUAACAGAAAUAUUAAUAUUAGCGGAAGUAGUAGCACUGGUAGUUAUCGUAGGAAGUGUGAAUGUUGUUACGCUAGUGAAAAGUCGAAACUGUACUGAAACACAAAUGAUAGAAGAUGGCGGAGUGUUCUUAUGCACGUUGUAUGCAGGAGCGUCGUUAUAUUAAACGUGAAUUAAUGAAAUGGACUAAAGACAUGGUUUACAUUGUGGGCUUAGAACGUGUCGCUGAGGAGUUAAUGGGUCGUAGGAAAUGGAAGCUCUACCAAGAAGCACUAGCACGAUCUCAAAUAAAUGUAAAUGCCGCCAACCUAGUCCAAAACAAUACGGAAGAUUCGAUCAACAGGCUCGAUUGUAUCGACACACAGGAAAAACAAAAGCUAACUUCGCUGAACCAGCCGCGAGCCCUUACAGAAAAUCAUUUAAACGAAAACGAAGUUGUUGCGAUAAAAAAAGAGAUAAGCGAAAAUACGGACGAAAAAGGCUGUGCAGUGUCAGAGAGAGGUACCUUAGCCGAACGAAAGCACGAGGACCCAAAAGGUAAUUCAGAAACAAGCAUCACAAAAUCACAAAGGGGGAAAGGCAACGACGAAUCGGAUACACCCAGUCCAAUAGAUUGGAAGCCAAACGAGAAGUGUUAUUUCUGUGUUGACGGAAAACUACUCACAGUGAACGAGAAGGGAGAUUUGGUGGCGGAGUCUGGCCCGGCUCCGUCCGAGGCCGAACUCGCCCAUAGACAAACAUCCUUAGAUUCCGACAGCGAUUCGAGUGAUAGCUCCCCUGAAAUCGAAGUACAAAGCCAUACCGGUAAUAAUGCAAGUAAAUCCGUAACAUCACUACUCAGCGAUUCACUUCCACCGAAUAUGACCUCGUUGGAAUCAAUGGCUGCGCAUUUGGUUGCAGUCGCCCAACUUCAGGGGAUACCACCGGGUCUACCACACCUUUAUCCUGGCCUUUGGUAUCAAUUAGCCCAGCAAGUACCGCCAUCAACGCCAACUACCUCAGAGAUAAACGUUGCCGCUCUAAGUCCUUCACAUAAGGACUCACCGAGCCCCAGUGAUAUAACCGGCGAACAACCUCUCGAUCUCAGCGCAAAACCAUCACCAAAUUCAUCGGCAGGCAGCAAUGAUCCAAAGCAAGCUUUCAGGGCGAAACCACGAGUUUCAGCAGUGGCAGGACGUCGUACAUAUUCCGAAGAAGUACUUCACAACGCCCUCAAGGAUAUUAUGAGUGGUAAAUUAGGAACACGACGCGCAGCUGUUCUAUAUGGAAUCCCUAGAUCCACCCUACGCAAUAAAGUCUAUAAAAUUGCAAUGGAACAGAAACGCGAGGCUUCCUCAAUUCAUCCGCCCUCCGUUCUACAAGCCUUGGUGGAGCAAGAUGACGAUGAAAAAGAAAGUGGUGAUGAAGAGAAAGAUGAAAAACUCUUAGGUAGUUCCUUAGAUGAUCAGGUAGAUGAUUUGGCUAGAUUUGCAUCAGCGCAUUUGGGAUCGGCAGCAACCCUACAAACUAUUCGUAAAACUUGCGAAAAUAAUCAGGCCGAGAUGAAAUCUCCUGAUAUAACAUUGGAAUCACUUUCGAAACGUCCGCAAUCAGCUACAUCGCAACUUCAAACGCAACCAACAAUAGCACAACCUCCUUGGUUUGAUCCUAAUUUAAUUCUUCAGACGUUACUCCUUUCCGGAGGUCUCGGUGGUUUAUCAGCUUUGAUGCAACCAAAACAGGAAGAACAGGCAAACGUUAUUCCGGAAAUACUUAAGCGCUUCAUGCUACAGCAGCAGGAAUUGAUGAAAGAACAACUGAAAAGCACAGCCCCGCCAGUGUCAGGUGAUAUCCUAAAUAAUGGCAAAGCGCAUUUGACCGACCCCAGAGUUUUAAUGCAAACAUUCGGAAUGGCUCAGAACUCAACAUCCCAGCAAGCGCAAAGCCAUGCGUCUUUGCGCUAUCCUAAUCGCGUACGUAAGUCAGAAACGCCGGAGGUACCACUAUCCUCUAUUGAUAUGGGUGAGUCCAGCGACGAUCCAUCAGUUAUUCUAAAAAUUCCGUCCUACAAACCAGUAGCUGGCUCUUCUUCUUCUAUUCCAUCGGGAAAAAAUGGAGAAGGACAAAGUUCGCCUCAAAUUACCCCUCCCAUCUUAUCUAGGAGCCCGCAGCAGCCAAAUAAUUUGCCGGGUAUUUCCCCGCCAUUACUAAGACAAAAUAAUGAGUCGCAGUCACCUCCAAUUAUGGGUGCAAAGGGAAUGCUAUCUCUGCGCGAUGUGAUAGCCAAAAGCAUAAGUAGAACCUUCACCCAACAAGCGGCUAAAGAUCCACACCAAUCGAUGAACAAGCAGCCAUCAACUUCUGAGAAUCACGAACAUUAUAAACGGCCAAGCAUAUCAGUUAUCAAAUCUUUAGGAGGGAGUGAAUUUGCUGCUGCUCCAAACAUGUUGAGUAAUGCUGGGAACAGCGGGAAUAAUUCCCAGAAUCAGAGCAAUGCCAAUUCUGGCGGUAAAGGAACCAGGCCAAAGCGUGGAAAAUAUCGAAACUAUGAUCGAGACAGCUUAGUUGAAGCGGUCAGAGCGGUUCAAAGGGGAGAGAUGUCUGUGCAUAGAGCGGGUAGUUAUUAUGGAGUACCUCAUUCAACUUUAGAAUAUAAAGUCAAAGAAAGGCAUUUAAUGCGACCUAGAAAACGUGAACCAAAGCCUCAACCUUUGGACGAACGGUCAAGUAGUGGGUCGGCUUCGAGUUCGGCAAAUUCCAAGAACGCAAACAUUCCAGGUAUUGCAGGUAAUACAGAUAAGAUGAAAUCAACGGCUCUUGCCGCAGGCAAAACGACCUUGAAAAACAACCCACCAUUCCCAAGUACCUCUCCUAAUGGCAUGAAGGUACCAAUAUUCGAUGCACCGGCGCAAAUGCCAUAUCCAAACCUCUUUUGGCCGUCACCCGCCCAUGGAUUUGGCGCAAUGCCAAUUGACUUUGCACGAACAGCAGGUUGCAGGCAAAACUCUCAAACGGGAUUCCCUGCCAAUACAGAAAAUUUCCUAGCAUCGACAGUUAUGCAACAGUUCCAAGAUGAUUCUAAUAGGCACAGUGUAGGUAAUGCAAGUAGUACCUUAAACGCUUCGAGUGCACCUACCACCCCUACACCGGCUUCAUCAGUAGGACCCGCCAGCAACACUAAGGCAUGCCUCAACAAUUUAGCAUCCGCAACUUCCUCGGCGGCGUGUUCGCGAGAUCUACCGGAGACCAGAUACGAUCCAGUAGGAGCAAAUGGUUCAUUCCUAGAUGGUAUCAUACGUCAAUCGUUGGAACGAAAUAGUAGUGAUAUACCCCAUGGCGUUUUACUAGAUCAGUUAGUGAAAAAUACCCGCUUACUUACCGGCAGUAGUUGCAGUAAUGACUCCUCACUAAGCGGUUCCAAGGGGUCAACGAAGCGAUCUAUGAGUCCAAUGUAUCUACCAGUCGCCGACAUCAAACGUGAACGGAGGAGUCCUUCCCUUAAUUUGUCCAACAGCGAUGCAGAAAUUAGUUCCAGAGAACGCGAUAUUUCACAAGAGUCCGUAGAAAGCCUUGUCAAAAUGCGCGAAACUUUGAAGAUGGAGGAAAAGCUACAUCAUCCGCAUCACCAUCAACCCCUACAACAACAUCACGUCCAGCAAUCGCAGUCUCAACCGUUUCACCUGCAGCAGCUCCAGGCAGCCGGACCUGCCAAUAGGCAUAUAGCGGUUGGAGAUGUUAACGGUAACAGCAGCAACAUUGCCGCAAGCCAACAGCAACUAGACAAAAUAGGACAAAUCAAAACCGAAACCGAAGAUAGUUCAUAGAGAAAACUAAACUUUAGGUAAAUUUUCGUUGAAUAUUUUAUUUAAAGUAUAUUAAAAAAAAUCACGUUAGUUUUUAAUAAACAAGAGUAAGGCGCAAAAACAAUAUCACUAGAGUUCAAGGGUGAAGCAUGAAGGUAUCGCAUGUUUAUUAUAUUGUAUUCCGGGACAUGCGCGUACCACUCGCUCGGACGAGAGUGUCAAUACUAUCGCGGUAUAGUAUUACAACUCCUUCCGAGGGAAUCCUGUGCUUCUUAUCUUCAACCAAGAGAAAAGUUAAAUAAUAAUCAAUACACUCUAAGUAAGUAAACAUAAAAGAGGAAACACAAGAAAAGGACGUUUAAAAUAUGCUUUAGGUAAUACAGUUAAAUUUAAAGUAAAUAAGAGUAAAUCAAAACAGAUUUUAGGGUAUAUUUUCGUAUACGUAGCCAAUACGUCACGUUAUUGUGUGCAAAUUCAAAUUAAUUUAGAAGCAAAAUUAUCAAUAAAAAUCAACUGAAUAAAGUAAUCAAAAGGAAGGAAUCACAUGUUAAAUAAUUUUGCAAUGUAAAAUAUCAAAACACGUCUUAAAACAAACACAUGUAUGAACACAACAUCAACAAACUUAUAUAUACAAUAGCAACAAACUGCUAAAAGUUAUGUGUAAAAUAUAAUUAUUACAAUAUAAUGAUGAAACUAAGAAAAAAACAACACUUUAUGCUGCAUUUCGCACAUAAUCACACACUAGCGUGUGAGAGCGAAUUCGCGCAUCUAAACAUUUAUAUAUUCAUUAUAUUUAAAUCAAACAAAAACAAUAUUUAAAAAAAUCCUUUUAAAAGCUACAAAAAAAUAAGCUAAAAUGAUAAAUCUGUAUCUGAAAAAUAUAUACAUAUAUUUUUAUUUACGUUUUCUUGACAAUCGACAAAUAGGCUCUUGUACAAAGGAAAAAAAAACAAAUAACAUCAACAAUAAAAGUAACAGCAACAAUAAUUUAAACCAUAAAACAAUAGAACAACAAAUUUAAAGGAAACCAACAAAACACUUCUCAUUAGUGCAACCACCACCAUCAUAGUAAAAACUUGCAAUAAACAACAACAAUCUAUGGAGGAAAUGAAAAGAAAGCUGAAAAUCAUAUGAGGGACGCUUUUGGUUUAAGUAUAAAUAAAUAGAUUCAAGCAACUGAGAACGCGCUAAGAUAUUAACGCAAAACUAGCAACAGGUACAGACAUGACAGUUUUGUAUUCAUUUUUUGGAUAAAUUAACAAGAAAAAUCUAUUAUUAUUUUUUUAAAUAUUACAUUUUUAAUUUGGUUUUAUGUUUAUCAAAUCGGAAAUUAUGUAUAUUUCUAAGAUAAUUUAUACGGGGAAAUAGUGGUUGAUCGAAAUAUAAAUGUGAAAAAGACAUCAUCUAACCGCCGUCACUCGAUAUUUUGAUAAGCAUUUUCCGAUAAUAACAAAUCAUAUCAAUCAAUAGAAAGAUAAAAACCAAACCAGACCGUGUCGAAUUGUAUAACAGAAAAAGACAACACUGAAUUUACGGCAGCAAAGUAUCUGAUUUGGGAUUUUCUACAAACUUGAAACUUCAACCGAAGGAAUGUGUAACUUAAUUGAAAAUGACAUAUGUAAGUAUCUUUUCUUUUAUAAUCCUUUCUUUUGUUCUAUUUAAUAACAAAAGUGUUUGUUGUAAUUAAAAUAUUGACAAAAUCACAAUCAAAUCAUUUGGAUACUAACAUCAGCUUCCUUUGUGUGCAAACGUGGAUCACGUAACAUUACCAAUUUAAAUUUAGCUCAAAUUACCCCAAAUAUAUUUUAAUUAGACGAAAUUCCUUCAAAUACACGUCCCGUCAGCAUUGAAAAUUGCACGUAGCAAAAAUUACUAUUGAAAGUUUACUGCCCAGUAUUGAUUCCUCUUUUUCAAAUAGAACGGAAUCUUUUUGGAAAAUUCCAGGAAGCUAACUAAAUAAGAACUGUCGAAAUCACUAAAAAUAUCAUUUAACAGGUCAUACAUAAAUUCCUACUAAAGAGUUUUUCAUUCGUAAAGUAUCGUGACCACAUUAAAUAUUCCAAAAAUAUUUUCUAAAUGUUAUGUACCAAAAUAAAUUCAUGGAAUUAUCUGUAACUAUUUGGUGUCUAAAUGUUUAAAAAAAAACACAAUAUUAUACAUUAUAUCAAAAUUAUGACAUUUCAAUAACAAACAUACAUUUAACGACGACUUGAUCCACAAAAUCAAUUCCAAAUUAAAAUUAAAGAAACCUUUAUGAAGUGCGUAAAACCUCCGUCUAAGGAUAUUUUAUUCCUGACCCUGUCUCUCUUUGGUUUAUAUUAUUCAAAAAUGUCAUAUUUUUAAUGGUAAAGGGAACCAUUAGCAUCUGAAAUUAAUAGUCAAACAAAUAAAAUAAAAAAAAGUUACGUGUGAAAUGUCUAAAUUGAAAAUCUACUCUACAGAUAUAUGUGUGUCUUUACGUCGAGUAUACCUCAAAUCCAUAAUCAUUGUAUAAAGUUUGAAAAGAAAAGCUGAAAAGAGGAAAAGUACACUAGCGGAUUAGAAAAGCGUUUUUGCAAUUCUGAUUAAAAAAAAUCUUUUUUAUAUGUAAGGGGAGAUAAAUUCAAUUCCAAGAAUAGUUUUGGAAUAUCGGCAAGAGAUUGUUCUGAACUCCUUUCAAAAUUAUCUCACUUUAACGAAUUUCAAUGCUCCCCUUUCUCUAGAAAAAUACAUAUGCAACCAUUCCAUAAUUAACUAUUUAAAUUGUUUCAAAUAGAUUGAUUUCUUUAGUUGAUUUAAAUGCAGUGGAGUAGCCUAAUAAAUCUAAGCUUCUCAAUCGCUAUUGCCGUACUGCAAGGCUAAAGUAAAUUGCAAAUUCUUCAGCCUCGAAUAGGAUGUCACCGGCGACAAAUGAUUAGACUAUUCAAUUUAUCAUUACUAAUUUUUUAUCUAGAUGAUAAUCCUCCUCAUUUUGUUGAACAAUAUCGGUAUCUUUGCUUUUUAGUUGCUCCCCUCCUCUGAAGGAAAUAAACACUGAUGCAAGAAACAACUGAUUCCCGAAAUACUGUAUUUGUUUUCCAAAUAAAGGAAAUUGUAGCCAAGUGGAAGAUCCUUUUUCGGUCCCAGUUCAUCCGAGUUGUAUCCAUUUUGUACUUGGCGGAUAUGGAAUUGCAUGUUUCCGAUGUUGUGCUAUAAUUCGGAGACAGUCUUCAUUCUAUUCACUAAGUUCAAAAACCUCCAAAACUAACUAAGCCCACCAAAUUAAGCCCUAUAAAUCGAGACUUGUAAUUCAGAAUACAUUUCCUCCACUAAUUAUCAAAUCUUUCCUUGUGAUCAUCUGCCACGACCUUUACACUUCAGCUUCCAAAGAUUUCGUAUUACUCUGCUAGAUAAAUGGUUCUCCAGUUUCAUUCUUCCCAUUUCGGAUCGCGUAUGCGGAGGAAGGACUCAGCCCUCAAAGAUGUUGUUCAAGUUCCAAAUUCUUCAGCCAAACAGUAAAACAGAUCUGAUGUUAGUCCUGCAUAUUUUGAAUUUGUUUUUCCUGUGUAUAGCCACCUUUAUUCGCUAGACUUAUUCGCCUUCGUUGUCUUCUUUGCCCUCCCUUUUCAGGUGUGCUCCAAAAGAUAUAUGAAACCGUCAGCACUUUCAAGGUUGUAAAUUACUAUUGUCAUGUUUGUCUUUUUAGUGACAUUUUUGUUUGGGUCAUCAAUUUUGUUGUGGUCUUGUUGACUCUUAUUCCAACUUUCUUUGCUAAAGACUCCAGAUCUGGAAAAGUUGCUUUCGUCUUCAAUUUUCAAAUAAAAUGAUCUCUUCGAAGCGGUCAUAAGAUAAGCCACACUGGCAUGGAGGACACUUAAGUGAAUUCGCUACUGCUCUCGUGAAAUAGCCUUUUUCAAUCCUUCCACUGUACCACACCUACACAGCGAAAUUCACCGGAAUAAGAUCAAGGGAAUACGGCGGUCACAUUGUCGGUUAAAUGAGGUCCGCUCAAUCUUAUACUUUUUAUAUUUUGAAAAGCCUCACUUUUACUUUAUUCAUGAAAAUCCUUAACAGGAGUUCCGGGCGCAACUCCCAUCAAUUUGGAUUGCCGCUUCGGCGAUAAUUUCACCACAGUACUUGCUUCCCUUCUUAGCGUUCUCUGGUGAACAUGCAGUUGAUCCAAUCAGUUCCAGAUUUGGAGUCAAUUGUUUCCACAUUGAUAAAGCGAAAUCACAACGGAAUCUUUCGUUCUAUACAUACUUUCUCAUUACUAGUAAUGAAUGUUUUGAUCAACUAUCAAAAAUUUAGCACAAUCGCGAAACACGUUCAAAAAUUGCAGCCGCUGGGAAUUGUUUUCUGUGGCCGAGUCCAUUUUUCGGAUAACAUAGUCCAGAGCUACAUUGACACUCAAGCUUUGUGUUAAUUCUCCUUGGAUCUUGAGCUGAAAUUCUACGUUCCUCAUCGCCAGUUUCAUCAUUCGCACCAACUUCGGAGGGAUAUCAAAGUCGAGCAUUGUUUCAACCAGUAAGCUCAAAUCUAUACUGCCGUAAGCCCCCUGGAAGUUUGCGAAGAUCUGGUGCAUAUUGCUCUACUGAUCAAUUGUAGAAACCCCAGCUUUUAAGCCGCCUUGGUAAUCGUCAAUGACCUAUUCUGUAUAUGGCUUUAGCUUAGUUUGGCGAGGGAAGCCACAGUUCCAAACACUUAGGCCUUUUGUUAGACCCCUUGCCCUUGCCCUCUAAAAUCAUCUACUCAACCACCUGCCGCCUGCGGUGUUCGCAAGUUUUCGCGGAACAGAGAACAUUUCCCAGAGGCAGAGCGCAAGCGAAUUCUUCGUGGAAGACAACCUUUCUGAGGUAUCUUUGUUUCUUCCUCACUUUCUCGUAUUGGCUACAUAUAACCGGGGCCACCAUCCAAUAUUUUUCCAGGCUCAUUGAAAGUCCUGUCGCGAUUUUCAUGUCUUAAGGGGCAGUAAGAAUGCAUUCUACUGAAACGACCUUUCUUCAUAAUGAUUGUCCCUCAGCAACAGGAAUUUGAUGGCGUGAAUCACCUUUGAAAGGAAACUUGGCUACAGAAGCUCCGUGCUCCAUUCUCAUUAGGAUUUUGCAAGACGAACACAACAGUGAAAGGCUUCUGGCAGUGUCACAGCGGGGUUUAUCUCUCUUCAGGUAUUCUUCCACGAGUCCAUAUCAAUCUACUGGUGUAGAUAGCUCUCAAGUAAAUGUUACUUCGUCUUUUUUUCACAGCUUCGCUGGUAUCCCAUCAGCAUGAGCUUCGUUUUCCUUUUAAUCGAUAGUCUCGUCGCUCAAGGGUAACGCAUCGUGUGCCGCUUGCGUCAAUUGUGCAUCCAAGUCAUUUCGUUAGCUGAACCGCCAAUAUAUUUAUGUUGACUUCCUGAAACAGUUCUCUGAACGGACCUGCAUCCAUUUUUCUUUGCCAAAAUCGUAACCGUUGUUUUGAUCCAAUUCCAGGCUAUAUUCUUGGUUUCGAAACUCUAACAUUUUUACCGGGCGAGUAGUUAUCCCUCCCCUAAUUCAGGAGGACUCAAGUCUACCCUUUUUCCUCCGAUAAAGUUUAAUAACUAUUUCCGAGGAUAUUAUCACCCAUUCUUCGACUAGACUUAACAGCACAGGCUGGAGUAGAAUAAAGAGAUGCUUCAUUUCCCUUGAUUCGCUUGCAAGUGGCGCAGCAUCUUCAUAAAUGGUUCGGUGCGUGCUAAGGCAACACCUCCCGGUAAUCUAACAAACCUCAGUUAGCCAUUAGUACAGUUUACCUUCACAACUUCACCUCAAUUUUCCUUUAAAAAUGCUUGUUCACAUUUUUUAUAAAAUCCUGGUAAAUCAAUGCAUUUCAGGCCUUUAUCCAAUAAGGUCAUCACUCAAGCUAUUAUAACUGAGCGAGCCGGCUUAAAUUUCUCAAUGAAUCAGACAAACUCCAGAAACAUACUAGCUAUAUUGACGGCAUUUGACUUCCAAAAAACAUAUAUGAAACUAUAAUCCUUUCAUUUAAGCGAAAGAUAUCAAGUGGAUCGUGGCCUAGGACCUAGUAGACAAUAUCGCUCUUAAGGUAAAUCACAUGCUCGAAUGACAUUACUCUUGAAACAUCGCAGAUGCGAUUCCUCUGUAGCUACUUAGACAUAUUGAACUGUGACCAUAGCUUUGUCAGCGAUUUUACCAUUCUUGCCCUCUUUAUAGCCAAUUCGCCUUCAAAACCCUACUGUUUUGAGUAUUUCUUUGUCUCUGGAAUGUACCACAAUAGCGUAUCCACAUUUUCUCGACAGCAGUUUGUCGACUCAAAAACUCAUUAGGAUUGCAAAGGGAAAACGUCAAAACAGCAUAAGGGUUGAUCACAGAUUUGCGUUUAUUUUCUGCCAAGAAUAGAUACGGUACCCAUUUUGGCAUAGGAUUUUCCAAAGACUUAUUGAACGCUCUAGAGCUCUAAAAUUUGAUUGAGUACAUAUAAUUUGCAGCAUUAUCUUGCAAAAAAAGCGGCCGUAUUUGCUGGAGUUAAAUUUAUAUCAGGCGUCUGCCUCAAUUUCAAGCAAAUUUACAAAAAAAAAAUAAAUUUGGGGGAAAAGCAAUCUCUAUUAUACUUCGAAAACAAAUGACAACCUUACCCGGUUAAAAGAGGAAACGUACGCAGAUCUCGCAGCAAACCCCUAUAACAAAAUUGUCUAAACCGCCAAAUUCCUAUUUCUACUUGUUUGAAUGAUCUUCGAUGAACCCCAAGGAGUUAUGGGAGUUUUUCUGCUUUAUUUCGAGGAGGAGUAGUCAUGAUUAUCGGAUUUGUUCGAUAAGUGCUCUACAUUCUGAAAGCAAUUUUAUAAUUUGAUUGAUUGAUUAGGAAAAAGACUUGACAAAUCUAUUUUGGCAAGCCUCUCUUGAGGUCAAUUUUGGACCUUUAAAAAAAUGCUUGAAAAUGUGCCAAGUGUAAACCAUGCGGUGAAUGCAAUAGAACCUCCCAUCAAAGCUUAAGGAGCUUGCAGAUGUAUGCCGCCUACAAUUGUCUUGAUGGAUAACAACACCCUUCAUAUUGUUUACUUUUGGACGCUUCUAGUCAAUUGCCCGCUCCAAUCUGGUUAACUCUUGACAGUAAAGGUUUGAUCGAGUGAUAAGCCAAAUACGAACAGCUCAUGCAAUCCCACCAAAUGCUCAGCGAAACCUUGACCACUAAACCCGUCUUGGCAAUCGUUUGGACCAUCUUACCGCGAAUGGACCACAGUCUUUUUCGGCUGUUCUUCUCGUGGUCAACCAUUUUUCACCGCUAAUUACCAUCACUCACUAAAAUGGGUCGAUUUCGUUACGUUCCAGCAAAGAAUGCAGGCAUUAAUUCGAUUUAAAAUGUUCUUUUGCAUCAAAUGAUCGGGCAUCCAGAUGUUAAGCUUCUUCUUGAGACUACCCUUAAUGAUGAUUUUCUGGCUUAUCUUCAGUUCUUUGACAGCGGAAUAAGUGUUUACAUGCUGGUCAGGUUUUAUCAACAUUUUUGAUUAUUGAACAACCAAAGUCCAUAUUAUCAGAACGGAAACCUUAGGGAUAUAACGUUGCUGUUGUAUUCAAUACCGAGUGGGCUGCAGAAAUUGCGCAAACUACUUUGGCUACCUAAUAAACACUUUUGCCUUAGCCUUUGUGGAACCAAAAAAUUUUGGAACCCUUAUCCAAACACAGAAUUGCCAAUGAAUUUUUCUAUUUAGUAUGAUCCAAUGCAAUACACAUGAUAACAAACUCCAUGGUGAAAAUUAAAUGAAAAAUUGAAUGCGUUUAAUCAUGACUUCAAUAAAUGCGUUUUGUUAUGUAUUUUCCUAUUUCGAGAUAAAAAAAUAUCAUAUACAAUGAAAGCAGGCGGGAGAGUUAUAACACUUUCAAGUCUUCAUUUUAUAGCAAAUAUCGAGAGAAAAACUUAGAUGUUUGGUAUAUCCCCGAAUCAGUUCGUAGAAUAUCUUUAAUUUUCGCUAAAAAGCCCAAUCGUGUAAUAUUUCAAAAAAUUUCAAAAUUUAUGUAAGGAAAAGGUACUAUAAAAUGCAUAAAUAUAAUAUUAUACACUAUCUGUGAUUAAUAACCCAAAAUUUUGAUGUAUAUUUUUCAAGAACAACAAAAAAUUGUAUAAAUUUCAACAUAAAUGUUUAGGAAAAUUUGAGAACUAUUAAAACUAAAAAGAAAUAAAAUGAACUAGAAAAAUUUUAAUGGUAACGAAAAAAAAAAUCAAAACUAUGUUCACGCCUGUUUACAUGAUCAAAGAAAGAUUUUCGGCAACAAUUCAUAGCAUUUAGAUUUGAAAUCUAGAUAAUUUUGAGAUGUUUGAAUAUUUGUUGUUAGUGCGAGCAAACUAUCAUCGUAUAAUCGCUUGAAAGUGGCAUUUUGGUAUGUGUUUUGUUUAAAGAGAUCUUUCGGUCAUACUUACGGGCGUAUAUUUUAUACUUGUAAAUUUAUAUACAUACUGUACACAAUAUUUUUAAAAAACAACUGCAAAACAACUAAGAAAAAUUAAACAGAGAAUAGGUCUACAUGAGAAUUCCGCAUGGAUUUUCUCUAAAAAAGCUUAUCCAUAGGCAAAAGCGACUCAUAAUGUAAUCAUUAAAUUUUGAUGUGAGAAUUGUUUUCAAUACGAUUUCCAUCUAACCGUUUUAUUUCACAUUUUGUACUGACAAUUCUGCAAAAGGUUUAAUUUAAUGGAAUUUUCUUGAAGUAAAAAAAACAAAAGUCAAAGUGCAAUUAGAAUGAUUUAAUGGUAAGACAUAUUCAUUAAACAAAAAAUAAGGAAAUUUAAAAAAGUAUAUAUAGGGAAUAAAAUUUAUUCUAUUUACAUAUUUAAAUAGGUAACAAAAAUAAACUAUGAGAAAAAAGUUAUAAUUAUUAUUAUUGAAUAAAAAUGAAACAAAACAUUAUGAAGAGGCAAACAAAAAAAUCUUAAACGUACUUUUUAAAGAAAUUUAUUAAAUAAAAUAAAUUGAAAAUGGGUAUUGCGAAAGAGCAAACAGAGUAUCAAAGGAAAAUUGUAUAAAAAUUUAAUACAAAGUUGUGUAUAAGCUAAAAUUAGUGAAAAUAUACUACGAGAGAAAAACAUAUAAAAUGAGCGAAUAUCUAGAGACUAGAUAAAAUAAAUCUAAACAUGAGAAAAACAAGGAAAGGUGACGAUGCUAAAAGUAAAACCUUAAAUGGUAUGUGUUUUUAUAUUCGGAGAGAACAAAGAUUGACUGUAACAUUUAACAAACAAAAAAAAAUACCUAGAACUAAUAAUUUAAAGGAAAAUAAUUAAAAUGUAAAAUCUAACGUGACUCAAAACAAAAAAACAAGGAUACACUUCUUUAAAGCUGUAAAUAUGUCCAGUUGAAUUAUAGUGCAAUUGAUUAUUUCUAAAGUAAAAUAAUUGAAGAAGCAAAGUUUUUUUAUAUUAUUAUGUAUCUUUUUAUACGUUUUACAAUAUUGUUGUUUUCAACCCUACAAUUCCCUCUUCUCCCUUUUUAUCACUCGUGAUUUAUUCGUCACGGUUUCUGUUUUUAUACCACUCUCAAAUAUAUUAUGCAGUCGGGAAGUUCUUCAUUAUAAUUUCAUCAAUAUUUUCCAAAUGAAUGUGGGACAAAAUCCAAAUCGUUUCGAAAAUAAUAUGGGUGAAAGGAAAUAAAUAAUUUCUUCAAAUAUUCUGUUUGUAAAUUUAGAAAGAUUUCCUUUAGCCAUUAUUUGUUUUUCAGUGGAUCUACCGACAGCUAAGAACAUAGAGCAUUUUUAUCUUAGAUUUUCACAAACAAAUGUGUACAAUUUUAUGUAUAAAAUAAAAUUUGGUAACCAUGUGAUAAUUAUUUUUAAUGCCAGCUAAUAAAUAUUCUAAUUAUGUUUACAGAAACAAUUAGAUAAAAUAUUAGUCAUGGGAAAUGAGAGCAAACACUUAAAACAAAAUCUUAAAUAUUAUCUAUUUGAAUUUAUCUCCAGCAUUUUCCUUUACAUUCCUUAUUCGACGUUUGAUUAAAUUUAUGUAAAUGUAAACAUUAUAAUUGAAGAAAGAAUCCGAACUCUAAAAACUAACCAACUAAUCAACAGACGGAAAAAUAAUCUUUCAAAUUUUUGAAAUUAGUAAAGGUUAUCACUAUCAGUGACUGCUGCUGGAUAACUGACAAGCUUGGUAAGUUGCAUACACCCAUUUUAUACCAUUAAAUUAUUUUUUAUUUUAUUACUUGUGACAAUGACAGAAUUAGACGGAAAUAUUUUCAGACUAAUUGUCUAUAAUAUAAUAUGAAGAUAAAAUUAAUUUGAUCAAAAAUCAUUUUCAAAGAAAGCUUGGAAAAAUUAUACUCAAAAACGGAAAGUAUAUUGGUCCUACAUCCCAUGUUUUUUAAGUAGACAAAUCAUUUUCAUUUGUUUAAUGUAACCUAUAGAAUAUUCCACAAUGGUGAGAAAUUUCCCAUUUUCCCCAAAAUCAAAGAAUAAAUUGGUCCAGCGGUAGUCACUUUAAGGAAUUCGAACAUAUGUACACAUACUUGAAAAUGGGUUUUAAAAGUGGGUAUCCUCCUAAAAUGAAAUUGUAAAGACGAAAAUGAAAAUAAUCGUAACCAAUGAAGUCCUAGGCUGCAUUAUAUAAAAUGUUUAACGCUAAUAAGAAAACGCAUUAUCAAACUCAGCGUAUCACAGAAAAAAAUUGAAACACAGCAACAAUGAAAAGAGAAUAAAAUUGACAAUGAAUUCAGAAAAUGCAAAGCAAAAAUCUAUCCAUCUUCUCUUCCAUCAAGCAAUAGAAAUAAAAAACAACUUACCGAAAUAUUCAACUUAAACGGAAACACUAGAAAAUUGCAAAUCCUAUCAAAGAAAAUGGAAAUAUGAGAUAAUGGACUGCACAGACAUACUAUAGCAUUUGACAUGAAACACAAGAAAAAAACGCAAACCAACAAACAACAAACCAAUUCACGUGAAAUGUUAAAACAACAAUCAAUAUUGUUUUUGUUCAUUUCAUUACAUUUAACUUUUUUCACAUACGAAAUUUAUUUAUUUCCCAACAAAGGGAUAAAAUGCACUUCUCCAGAAAAAAAAACACAUACAAUAGAACAGGAAUACGGAAAUAAAUACUAAAACAAUCUCAACACAACCAGCCACUUAACAGCAAUAGAUAUCAGAUUAAUAAUAUACAACAGGUACGAAGAAAAUAAAAACAAUUACAACUACAAACUACAAACUCCCCUCAACUAAUCUAUGCCGACAGUCGAUUGUUAUAUUAUCAUUAUAUAUAACAAAUACCGCAACCAACCACAUAAUUUCUAGGAUUAAAAAAAUUGAAAAAAAACCACACACUCACCCUCACAUACACACAACUACAAUAGUAAAUAGGUUUAUUUCUUGUUAUUUCUUAACCUUAUUAAUUAUUAUAAUCUCCUUUUGUUUUGCGUUUGUUUUCAUUUCUAUGCAACGUUAUUUCAUCAUUAAAAAUAUAAUAGUUUUCUUUUAAUUGUAUACAAUUUAUCUGCAAAGGGUGAAAAUACACCUCCAAGCAGAUGUUUCCCUGAGUUUUUUUCGGUCUUCGGAAGAAUUUCAUAUGCAGAAUGAUUCUAUAAAAGAAACUCUUUGGCUAUAUGCUAAUCUGUACAUGGAUGCCUUCCUUAACAGUUUUUCAUUGGCCAAUCGAUUCAUUUUCAACCUCGAAACUAUUUGAUUAGUAUUAGAGAUUCGAUAAAUAGUUUCAUGUGUACUUUAAUAUUUCUCAAUAUCAUUACAUUUCUAGAAGCAUGAGCAAAUUCAAUAUCUGCAAAUAUAGUUAAAGAAUCAGCAAACAUGAAAAACAAUAUGAGCGAUUAAAUAUGUUCGAUAAAAAAUCAAACGAUAAAAAUAUUAAACAUAGAAUAACAAUAAGGACGAGUAUACAAAAUUAAAAAUAAAAGUCAGUAAAAAAAAUUCGUUUUUCCUUCUUCUUUUAUGUAUCUGUAACAGUACAAUUUAUCAUUACUCAAAAUAAUGAUAAAUAUUGAGUAAAUAAUAAAAAUUUAAUAAAUUAUUUGUAAAGCAAAGUAAAAAAACAAAGUUUAUUUACCUUGAAAGCAACAUUUUAUUCAAAGCAUAUUACAAUAGACCAUAAGUUUAGCUACUAUCCUUUAAGAGUUAAUAAAAUCUAAGCGAAUAAAGCAUCAACAAUAUUAUAAGAGUAAUACGAAAUUUACAAGAAAAUAUACAAAACAAUUUAAUUUACAUACAAAACCAUUAUAGAAGGUUUGUUGCUACUUUUACGUUCACAAUACUAUAAAACAGAACAAUCUAGAAAACAUGCAUUUCAUCAAUGCAAGAAACAAAUUCAUUCAAUUCUGUACAACUGCUAUGAAAAAGGGUGAAAAACAAACCACCAAAAACCGAUCCAAAAAAAAAAUAAGAUGCAAAAAGAUAGAGAUAUGCGUUCGAAAGACAUUCUAUACAUAUAAGAUCCACUAAAUAAUUUUGUUGCUUUCCCCUAAAUUAAUCAGAAGACUAUGAACCAUGCAUUUCAGAAGUAACAAAAACAAUUCCAAAUUGAUAACAAACUGAAAAAGCAUAAAAAAGACAUCAAGAUGAAGGUGAACAUUGUGUAACUGCCUUUUACAUUUCCUAAAUUCAUUUUGUAUUUUCAGAAGAUAUGAGAGUCUAAGAAACCUUGAAAUUAUAAAAGGAAAAAAACAAACUUGAUAAUAAUGGUAGGAAUAGAAAUUCGAUUAAAAAAAAUACAAAACAAAUCAAAUUUGUAACUUUACGAUAGGUGAUAAUAUUAUUUUUUUAAUGAUUGUGGCAAAACACGAAAAUACAUAUUACGUUAUCGUCUAUUGUUCACUUUAUUAUAAUAAUGAUUAUAAGAUUUGUAUUAUAAAGUACAUUUUUUAGUUUAAUACUUUGAUCAAGCUAUUAUAAUCAUUAUUUUUGGAAUAGAGUUGGUAAUAUAUAAUUUUUUAUUUUA